Messenger RNA from Onthophagus taurus, 697 nucleotides. RefSeq names its product COMM domain-containing protein 10. NCBI's taxonomy places the organism in Eukaryota, Metazoa, Arthropoda, Insecta, Coleoptera, Scarabaeidae. The record is from RefSeq and is a predicted model, not a curated record.
CCUCUCUCACAAGGAACAGAGAUAAAAUCCUAUAAAAUUGUGUGUAAAAAACUGAUUGAUUAACCUCAAAAAAAUGUCUCUUCCUUGGAUAACAAUAAAUAAAAAACUUUUAGAAGGAAUUGCGUUAAUAAAUUUGCUUUCGUCCCAAAAAUUUAAGAUCCUUCUUAAACGAAUAUUUGAGUCAGAUGAAUCAUCUCCCUUUACACUUGGUGAGAUUAAAAAAUUAGGGAGUUUACUUCAAUUAGAAGAGGAAAAAUCAGUCCUUUUGGUGCAAUCUUUAACUCACACAUGGAAUCAAGCUGUAAAAUUUAUUCUAAAACCUGUAGAUCUACAAAAAGAUCUCGAGCUAGUUUUGAAAUUGGAUACAGAAAAAGCUGAAGAAUUCACAAAGAUGUGGAUCGAAAGGAUUAAAGGCGAUUGUGGCGAUUUGAAUAAAAGGAAGAAGUUAAAUGGGGUUUCUUGGCAAGUUAAUCUGCAAGCUGCCACGAAUUAUUCGCCCAAAGAAAUUGUUCCUACUGUUAAAUUAAAACUACAACUUAGUGAUAUUAUUAACAGUGAGUCUACUGAGAAUGUUGUAUUUGAUUUAAAUGAAGAGGAAAUUGUCAGUUUGUAUAAUGCCAUAGAAGGAGUUCAAAUUAAAAUAGAUGAAUUACAAAGUUUAUCCUAAAAUGACAAUAAAAUGAUAUUUAUAUUUUUA